Prosopis cineraria is the source of this 2349-nucleotide messenger RNA. RefSeq names its product berberine bridge enzyme-like 21. Lineage: Eukaryota; Viridiplantae; Streptophyta; Magnoliopsida; Fabales; Fabaceae. Bases 161 to 1900 code for a protein of 579 amino acids. The record is from RefSeq and is a predicted model, not a curated record. The transcript has 3 exons. Gene Ontology annotation, molecular function: FAD binding; oxidoreductase activity.
GAAGUUGAGUCUGCCAUUACUCCUGGGCAGCGGCUUUCCUCUACUUUAUGCAGCGGCUAACUAGACCUUGCCAAUUUGUUCAAGAGCUGCAGCUUAUGAAGCUAAGAAAUCCCGUAGGCAGAAUCACUUCUUCAGAGUGCAAACACAAACCACACAAUCAAUGGCAAAACCUGCUUUUUCCUCCAAUGAUCGUCGUCUACUUCUUCUUGUUCUCAGUCUCAGUUUGAGUCUCAGUCCCAAUGGCUUAUUGGCAGUCUCCUUGGAAGAAUCAAAAGGUGCUGCUUAUGAUGCUUUCCUUCAUUGCCUGUCGAACCAAGCCAAUUCACCAAUUAAAGGCCAAGCAUCAUCAAACAUAUUGUUCGAUCGAGCCAAAAACACUUCGUACUACGCCUCCACUCUUCGAGCCUACAUUCGUAAUGCUCGCUUCAACACUUCCUCUACUCCAAAACCCUCCAUUAUUAUCACCCCUUUGCAAGAAUCCCAUGUCCAGGCUGCUGUAAUUUGCGCCAGAAGCAACUCGAUUCGACUCAGAAUCAGGAGUGGUGGCCAUGACUACGAAGGUAUUUCUUACACCUCUAGCGAACCCUUCAUCCUCCUCGAUCUUUUUAAUCUCAGAAGUAUCACUGUGGAUAUACAGAAAGAAAUUGCUGUGAUUCAAGUUGGCGCUACGCUUGGAGAAGUGUAUCAUAAGAUUUGGGAGAAGAGUGAAGUUCAUGGGUUUCCUUCGGGGCUUUGUCCAACUGUAGGUGUUGGUGGUCAUUUCAGUGGCGGAGGGUACGGCAAUAUGCUGAGAAAAUAUGGUCUAUCUGUUGAUCAUCUUGUCGAUGCUCAAAUUGUUGAUGUUAAUGGUAGAAUUCUCAAUAGAAAAUCAAUGGGGGAGGAUCUUUUCUGGGCUAUAAGAGGGGGUGGAGGAGCAAGUUAUGGAGUUAUUCUGUCAUACACAGUUAAGUUGGUUCAGGUACCACAAAUUGUUACUGUUUUCAGAAUUCAAAGGACUUUGGAAGAGAAUGCCACUGAUCUUGUUGUUCAAUGGCAGCAAGUUGCUCCUCAUACGGAUGAUAGGCUUUUCAUGAGAUUGCUCCUGCAGCCUGUGACUGUGAAGUCUGACUCUUCUAAAAACAAAACCGUCAGAGUUUCAGUUCUGGCUUCAUUUCUAGGGAGGGCUGAUGAACUUGUGAAGUUAUUGGGGAAGGAGUUUCCUGUAUUGGGUUUGAAGAAGCAAAAUUGUUUUGAAAUGAGUUGGAUUGAUUCAAUGAUAUGGUGGUUUGGAUUGGACAAUGACACCAAAGUAGAUAAGCUGCUCGAUAGAAAUCCUGACUCAGCAUGGUUCCUCAAAAGGAAAUCUGAUUAUGUGCAGACCCCAAUUCCCAGAGAUGGACUGGAAUAUAUAUGGGAGAAGAUGAUUGAAUUGGGGAAAACAGGUUUUGUUUUCAAUCCUUAUGGAGGAAAAAUGAACGAGAUUUCAUCUGAUGCAACACCUUUCCCUCAUCGUGCAGGGAAUUUGUACAAAAUUCAGUACUCUAUAAACUGGCAUGAGCCUGGAGAUGAAGCAGAGAAGUAUUACACAACACAGAUUAGAAGGCUAUACAGUUACAUGACACCUUUUGUGUCUAAGAAUCCAAGGAGGGCAUUCGUUAAUUACAGGGACCUUGACAUUGGUAUCAACAGUUUUGGUAAGAAUAGCUACGAAGAAGGGAAGGUUUAUGGAGUCAAGUACUUCCAUAACAAUUUUGAGAGGCUGGUGAAGAUUAAGACAGCAGUUGAUCCAGAAAACUUUUUCAGGAAUCAACAGAGUAUCCCUAUAAAUCCAAGUUUGAAGUCUGAUGCUGGUAAAAUUUUACACUCAAGCCUAUAUGUGACACUGAUGGUAAAGGUAUUAUGCUCACUUGUCUUCUCUUAGUUGACAUCAUUACCUUUAGUUAUAAGUGAUCUUAUUCUUUUUCAAGGGGGAUGACAAGUAAGGAUCUCAUAAGAUUAGUGUCAAAUCAAGAAUUUCUAAAAUCCUAACAUUGACAUUAAUAUUCUUAUAAGGUCUUUAUUUGUCAUUCUCCCAUCUUUUUUUUUUCAAUUUUUUUGUAUAUCUAACUUCUUUUCAAUUCUCUGUAAUUCUUUAAUUAUAAAUAUGCACAGCAACUUAGCUCGGUAUGAAAUUUCAGAACAAGAAACUGCAUAUAUUGUAUACAUUGAUAUUUCAUAGUCAAGUUAUAUAUAUAUAUAUAUAUAUAAUGUACUGAAAUGUUCACUUCCACAUUAGGUUUGAGGGCUGGCAAUCUUCUAAUUUGUGUUUUGUAGAAAAAAAGUGUAGAAUGGUGUUAAAGUUCUUAUUUUAUAUGUUAAAUUUUGUGCAUA